ACUCUAGGCGACACCCCAAUACUUACCCGUGCUAAUAAACUGGGACUCCACUCACGCGCGUUUGGGCCUCCCUAGCUUAGAACUAAGCACUAAUAUCACCUUAAAAACUAAAUCUACAAGGUUUGUUCACUCUGCGGCGAUAAUAAAUUUGCAGCUGGGGGCGGUUUUGGGAGUCAGAAAUGCCAAGCUCGGAGAAGCAUUCUCGCAAAGAUAAAGACAAACAUGAGAAGGAAAGGUGGCACGUCAAGACACUGGAUGAAAUAAGAGAAGAGAAGAAGAAGAAGAAGGAAAGCGAGGAAAAGAAGAAGAAAAGCAAGGAUCCGGCCAAAGAAAUGGUCAGAGAGGCGAAAGUACAAAGGCAACAGCAUACAUCUUCAGAAGAUGAGAAGAUGGAUGAGGAUGAAGAUGACGCACUAAACAUCCAGCCUCCGCAGGCCAAACCAAGCUCACAUAAAGAUAGCAGGCACAAGAAAGAGGAGAAGCGAAAGCAUUCCAGAUCACAUAGCAGGGAUAAAGACAGAAAGAGACGAAAGAGAUCGAGGUCAGCAGAGGAGAAGUCCUCUAGGAGCAAAGGUACCACCCGAGAUAGGGAUAGAGAUCGCGACAGAGACCGGGACAGACGCCGAGACAGGGAUCGCGACGACCACAGCAGGGAUCGAGAAAAAAAGACGCGCAAGGAGCAUCAUGAAGACCGUGAGGAGGUACGAGGUAGCCAGAGCCAUCAGUCUGAUCUGCGUCAGAUGAUCAUCGAUAGAAGGGAUGAUACGCGGCAGGUUACAGUAUUAGGAGAGCGAUUACAACCGAAGGACGCAGAGAGAAGAUCUAGGGACGUUAAGAAAGAAAGUGAACGUGAGAAGGAAAGGAGGGAGGAUAGACACGAAGACAGACACAGAGAGAAGAGAGAAAAAGAUGAGAAGAGAGAGAAGAGCAGAGAGUCCUCCAAGCACGAAGGAAGUAAAGAGAAAAGCAGAUCAAGGAGAGAUGAACUGAUGGAAGACAGAAGAGAAGGCUCCAGACCAAGUAGCAAAGAGAGGACCUCGGGAAGUAAUCGGUCCGAAGAUAGAGACUCGAGGUCAAAGAGAUCGGAGAAGGAACAUCAUUCCUCAUCAAACAGAGAAAGAAGUCCACAUAGGUCAUCUAGAGAUGAUAAAAGAAAGAGGGAUGAGAGGAGAAAAGAGGAGCGCGAAUCGGAGCACGACUCCGAUCAACGGAGAUCCAAAUCGUCCUCCAAGUCUUCCAAAUCGCAUGAGAGAGAAAGACGGAAAGAAGACAGUGAGGAACGCGAGAGAUGGGUAGAGCGUAAGAUUGAGAAGGAGGAAGAGGAGGAGAAGGAUGAGUACGAGAGGAGAGAAAUGGAAGAAGAGCAUGAGCAUCAGGAUGAGGAGGAGGAGGAGGAGAAUGCAUCGUCAUCGGAAGAAGAGGAAGAAGAAGAAUCGGAGGAGGAGGAAGAGGAAGAAGAAGAGGAGGAUUCUUCAGAGGCGGAAUCUGAAUCUGAGGAGGAAGAAGAAGAGGGAGUGAAAGAAGCGUCCAGUUCAGAGGAAGAAGAAUCGGCCGAAGAGGGAGAGGCCUCAGCUGAUGAGUUAGAGGAAGGUGAACACAAAGAUUCUGAAGAAGAAGAAGAGGAGGAGGAGGAGGAGGAGGAAGAAGAGGAAGAGGAAGAAGAAGAGAGCGAAGAGGAGGACUCAGAAUCUGAUUCAGAAUCAGAAUCAGAAGAAGAGAGUGAGAAGUCUGGUAGCGAGGCUGAUCACGAAGAGGUGCAUAAAGAAGAGGAAAAAGCAAAAGUGAAACAGGAAAGAGAAAGUGACUCAUCUAAGAUAUACGUGCAUGCCAAGUCUAAGUUCGAUGACGACAGUCCAAGCCCAACCGGUCCGCUACGGGAUGACAUCAAGAAGGAGGUUGAAGACGACGUCGACGAUCACAGCGACACGGAGUACCUCCAGGACUCCCCCGUCGCCUCCCCCAUCGAGCUGGAGGAGAAGUUGCCCCCGUACCUCCCUGCCAUUCAGGGCUGCAGGAGUGUGGAGGAGUUCCAGUGCCUGAAUAGGAUAGCCGAAGGGACGUAUGGUGUGGUGUACAGAGCAAAUGAGAAAAAGAAAAAUUCAAUUGUUGCCCUGAAGAGACUUAAAAUGGAGAAAGAAAAGGAAGGCUUUCCGAUCACAUCGCUACGAGAGAUUAGUACACUACUCAAAGCUCAGCAUAGGAAUAUUGUUACUGUGAGGGAAAUAGUGGUAGGUAGUAACAUGGAUAAGAUCUACAUUGUAAUGGACUAUGUAGAACAUGAUCUGAAAUCACUCAUGGAGACCAUGAAGCAACCGUUUACUAUAGGAGAGACCAAAUGUUUGAUGCUUCAGUUGUUACGUGGAGUGCAUCAUCUCCAUGACAACUGGAUCCUCCAUCGAGAUCUCAAGACAUCCAACCUCCUCCUCAACCACCAAGGGUGUCUCAAGAUCGGAGACUUUGGUCUGGCCAGGGAGUACGGUUCCCCGAUCAAACCAUACACGUCCAUCGUGGUCACCCUGUGGUACAGGGCUCCUGAACUGCUUCUUGGGACCAAGGUCUAUUCAACGCCCAUAGAUAUGUGGUCAGUAGGUUGUAUAUUUGCCGAGUUCCUUACCAUCAAACCCAUCUUCAAUGGACGCUCGGAAAUUGAUCAACUCAACAGGAUAUUCAAGGAAUUAGGCACUCCAAGUGAGAAGAUCUGGCCUGGCUAUAACGAGCUUCCCGCCGUGAAGAAGACCACCUUUGCCCACCAUCCUUACAACAAUCUCAGGAAUCGAUUCGGAACCUACCUGACGGACAUUGGCUUUGAGCUGCUCAACAAAUUCUUGACCUAUGACCCUGUCCGUCGGGUCUCGGCGGAGGACGCCCUCAAGCAUAGCUACUUCACCGAGUCCCCGCUACCGAUCAGUGAGAACAUGUUCCCGACGUGGCCUGCUAAGAGCGAGAUGGUCAGGACGAACAAGCCAAGGAGUCCACAGGCACCCGAAGGAGGCCAACAGUUUGCUAAACUGGAAAAAGAGGAUGAAGAUUCUGGAUUCCGAAUGAACUUACCGACCCAAGGAAGCUCGGCACAGAGUGCAGGAUUCAGUCUGAAAUUUUAAUGAUGACUAUUAAAAAUCAACUAUUCUUCAGCACGAAGUGAAGAUAUUUCAAAGACCAGUUAGUAGAUUCUUGGCCCGGCUGUAGCUCCAGCUGCUAAAGGCGAUUCGUGCAUUCAAGGAAUUAAUCUUGCCGGGUACCCAUUCACCUCACCUGGGUUGAGUGCAGCACAAUGGAUAAAUUUCUUGCUGCAGGAAAACACGCCCUGGCUGAGAUUCGAACCCACGUCCCUCUCAUUGAAAGACAAAAUUUGUGACCACUAGACCACGAAGCUCCCACACUCUUACUCGAACAAGUUUGAACAUUUGCUAUCCCAGGCAGCAGUGAGUGCAUGGUGUGGUUGUACUGAUUGUUUUUUAUUUAUCAACUUUAAUCUGUGGGCCGUUUCAUAAAGCAGUUUGUAAGUUAAGAGUGACUUUAAGAACGACUGGUGUUCCUUUCUUGUGGUAAAUGAUAUUCACCAUUAAAUGUUCCUUUGUGAUUAUUUAGCGCGUAAGAAAGGAUCACCAGUCAUUCUUAAAGUCGCUCUUAACUUACAAACAGCUUCAUGAAACGACCCCCAGUUCAGUUUAGAAGAGCAGCCAUGACAAGAAAGUGAUGACAAUUCAUAAAUCAAUGAUUUUAACUCGUGAAAGUUGAUACCUUAGAUCGACAUGAAUGUUUUUGAUAUAAAUAUGGUAGACACGUUCAAAAAUUGUCCCCAGAGGCCAAAAUCAAAUAAUUAUUUUUUUCCCCCCACAGUAUUUGAGCCCUGUGGAACGUCUAUGAUCUCACAAAAUUUAAGAGUCUCACUGGUGUCCCUGGAUAUUGUAAUAUCAUGCUACCCCCCCCCAAAAAAAAAUGCAUUCAAUCACAUACAUUUCACACUUCAAAACCGCCUUUAAAUGACUUUACCUCACAGUCAAAGAUUCUAUUGAAAUUUUCUUUGGACAAUUUGUGAAAGCGGCUGCGAUAUGAAGUGAUUUGAUCAUAUUUUCUCAUGCGACUAUGCCCAUCAGUAACAAGAAAAGUAUGAUUUCAGAAACUUUGAACAGGCUUUGUAACCUCUUAUUGUUAACAAGUUUUAAGAAAGAUGGCCCAGAUAACAUUCAUCUUAUCUACCCUUUAUGCCAUGUGAACAUUACAUUUUGCUUUUACCCAUGAUCAGGUAAUUAAACUGAAAGAAAAAGAAAAUAUUGAAGUAAAAUACAAGUAUUGAAAUUCCUCUUGUUAAAUCUCCAUUACAAGAUUACCCAUACAUUCUGUGAUCUCCCCCCCCCCAAAUGUUUUGUUUCAAUUGCUAAAAAACAAUUGAAGUUGAAUAUAGAUAUUGUCUCAAGUGAAUGAUGAAAUGUAAAUAUUUAUGUACCUUUUCAAUUUGUUUUGUAAUAAAUAUUACUGUUUUCUAAAAAUAAUAAAUGCUUUAGCUGUGA
Messenger RNA from Lytechinus pictus (painted urchin), 4511 nucleotides. Its product is annotated as cyclin-dependent kinase 11B-like. The record is from RefSeq and is a predicted model, not a curated record. NCBI's taxonomy places the organism in Eukaryota, Metazoa, Echinodermata, Echinoidea, Temnopleuroida, Toxopneustidae. Gene Ontology annotation, cellular component: nucleus. Gene Ontology annotation, molecular function: protein serine/threonine kinase activity; ATP binding. Bases 180 to 3101 code for a protein of 973 amino acids. Gene Ontology annotation, biological process: protein phosphorylation; regulation of mitotic cell cycle. The transcript has 18 exons.